AUGGCCGCUAGAACAAUUUCAAAGAUCGUCACAGCUAGACAACAAGCUGAAGGUGUUGGUGCCACAGUCCGCAGAUCUAUUGGUGUCAUUAACCAAAGAAACUUUAAUCCAUUCUUGAUGUUUGACCACUUUUCAAGUUCUGGUACUAAUGGUUUCCCAGAACAUCCACAUAGGGGACAAGAGACAAUUACGUUGAUUUUGCACGGUGCUAUGGCUCACGAAGAUUUCACGGGGUCUAAAGGUAUUUUGUAUGCUGGAGACUUGCAAUUCAUGACUGCUGGUAAAGGUGUUGUGCAUUCGGAAAUGCCAGUACCUAAUGCUGAUGGAUCUCCUACUGUUGGAUUGCAAUUAUGGGUUGAUUUGCCAAAUGCCUUGAAAAGUGCUAAACCAAGGUACAGAGAUUUGAGAGAAUGGGAAAUUCCUGAAGUCAAAGCUGAUGAUGGUAAAGUUACGGUUAAGGUUAUUAGUGGAAAGAGUUAUGGUGUGGAGUCGAUCAAAGAUUUGGCAUACACUCCAAUAAACUACUACUACUACAAAGUCAAGGCUGGUGGACAGUUUAAGCAAGAAUUGCAAAAAGGAUUCAAUUACUUCCUUUAUGUGUUGAAGGGUAAGAACUUGGUUUUGAAUGAAGAUACCAAAGUAGAUGAGUUCCAAAACGUUUUCUUCAAUGAAGAAGGUGACUACAUCAGUGGUGAGAACACAGCUACAACUGAUUCCGAAGAUAAUGAGUUAGAAUUUAUUUUGGUUGGUGGUAAAAAGUUGGACCAAGAGGUUGUUCAAUACGGACCAUUUGUCCUCAGUUGUAAAGAGGAUGUACAAAAGGCAAUCAUUGACUAUCAAUAUGCUCAAAACGGUUUUGAAAACAUCAAGACUUGGAAAACUUUGAUCAGUAACGGGGUCACUCCAGAGAUGAUUGAGGGUCCAUUGGAAGGUAAUCUUGAAGCUAGAGAGAAAAAGAGAGCAGCAUAUUUGGAACACAAGAAACAACUUGAAGCUGAAUCUGGAUCUGCCCCAGCAAGGGAUGAGCUUUGA
Messenger RNA from Lodderomyces theae, 1032 nucleotides. RefSeq names its product pirin family protein. The record is from RefSeq and is a predicted model, not a curated record. The transcript has a single exon. Lineage: Eukaryota; Fungi; Ascomycota; Pichiomycetes; Serinales; Debaryomycetaceae. Bases 1 to 1032 code for a protein of 343 amino acids.